AUGGAACAUAUUGGUGAGCAUUCAACUAGCAUUUAUCAUGAUACUGUCUCUAUCGGUGGUGGUUCAUCAUUUCCGCAGUUCCCUUCCCAAACACGGGGAUGGUCAGAUGUGACCGAUCCAAAUUCCGAGUCACUAGCCGUUGAAAUUUCUGGAGCAAUGAGUGAUAAAGACCGUGUUCUAUUCAAGAUUCAUACAAAGACUACAUUGCCUGAUUUUAAACAAAAUGAAUGUGAUGUACAACGAAUGCAUGAAGAAUUCGUCUGGCUUCAUGAUCGUUUAGUUGAAAAUGAUACAUAUGCAGGUUUAAUUGUCCCACCAGUACCACCCAAACCAGAUUUCGAUGCAUCUCGUGCUAAACUACAACGACUGGGUGAAAAUGAAGGCAAUCUACCCGUAGACGAUCUGCGGAAAAUGAAAGCUGAAUUAGAAGCUGAAUACUUAGCUACUUUUAAGAAAACAGUUGCAAUGCAUGAAGUGUUUUUACAACGACUAGCAUCACAUCCAACAUUUAAACAUGAUCAUGGUUUUCGUGUAUUUCUGGAAUUCGAAGAAGAAUUAAACGUGCGAAAUAAGACAAGGAAAGAAAAGGCUGUUGAUUUUUAA
This is a messenger RNA of Schistosoma mattheei, 603 nucleotides long. Lineage: Eukaryota; Metazoa; Platyhelminthes; Trematoda; Strigeidida; Schistosomatidae. The record is from the annotation of a GenBank genome assembly.